Messenger RNA from Setaria italica (foxtail millet), 2439 nucleotides. Its product is annotated as wiskott-Aldrich syndrome protein family member 2-like. Gene Ontology annotation, cellular component: RNA polymerase II, holoenzyme. The record is from RefSeq and is a predicted model, not a curated record. Gene Ontology annotation, molecular function: RNA polymerase II complex binding. Lineage: Eukaryota; Viridiplantae; Streptophyta; Magnoliopsida; Poales; Poaceae. Gene Ontology annotation, biological process: mRNA 3'-end processing.
AUGCAUGUCUUGUUGCCUAUCACUAUUGCUCGAGCAGAGGCUGAACGUGCCAUUCAACUUAGACAACAACUGGGUGGUGCCCUUGCCACAAGUGGCACACAAUCUAUUUCUAGUCCUCUCAUGAUUACUCCACCAGAGCACACAGCUGCUCUGAUGCAGGGUUCUGGAGUAAGGUCGACACCUCCACAGUCACAACCACUGAAUCCAGCAACCUCACUUCCCCCUACAGUCAGUGCAGUGGGUGACGAGUCCAAGAGGACGGCAGCAGCUAUGGCAGAUAAGCUUGCAUCUUUGUCAGCACCUGCGUUUCAUUCCCUUAUCUCAUCUCUUGCUGCUGAGCAAGCCGCUUCCAAUGGUGGAUCGCCUUCAGGAGAAUUCUCUGGAGGACCACCUGGCUUCCAGAUUGAAAAAGGCAUUCUUCCCUUUUCUGGGCAAGCGCCACAGAUGCAACAACAGAUUGGAGCAGUGCCUACUUCUCUUGGAGGCACGCAACCACCACCGCCAGGUCCAUUCCCACCACCACCAGCGCCGCCGCCACUGCCAUCUAUAUUGCCACCGCUUCUGCAACAAUUUGCUCAAAAUACUGGAGGAAUGGUCGGAGUGGGAGCACCUUUUGGGAUGAUGGCUGGCUCUAUGCCACCUCCGCCUCCAUUGUCGCUGCCGGCAGGUUUCCCGGGACUAAGUGGGCCACCUCCACCUCCACCAGCUCAGAACCAGCCCCAGCAGCAGCAGUCUCCGCAGCCACCGCAGCAAUCGCCGACAUCAACCGGAUUCUUUCAAUCAUCAAUCACCAACGGCAGUGAUUCAACGGCGGCAUGGCAUUCAUCAGGCUAUAAAGGCAGCACCUUGUGCUAACUUUGUACAUUAUUAAACAAUAAUCCCCGAGUAUCGAGCUUAUAUGUGACUGGUCCUGCAAGCGAAGCAGGACCAAUGGUCACGGAUUAGAAAGAUCUGUAGAAUAGGCAUGCGGCUUGUGAUGUAUAACUAAGUUGUUCCUUUUGGUCCGAGGAGUUGUUUGACUCCUCAUGGUCAUACGAAGUAGUUAGACUUUGUUUUUUUUUUCCUUUGCAUUUGAUCUCCUGAGGCAAAAGAAACCGAUGUUGGCAUUGAUGCUUAAGAGUUGCCCACUGUUAGAACAGUUUUUGGGUUGAAACAGCUGUAGAACUUACUUGGUCAUAGUCUCAUAGAGUCAUAGGUAAGAUGUGAACUGCAAAUAUUUGUCAUCUCGUCGCUUGAAUUUAUUUAUUAUUAAUUUUUCAAUCAUAACUUCCUUUUUGGGUGCAAAAUUAUGGCUCUCACAUCACUUGCUCUCAAGACAAGGGCUAGUUUGGAGCAAAGGAACGGUGAUUAGAUGAGUUGCCUAUAUGGUCUGUUCAGUUGGGGUAGGGAUCCCUGCGAUAUGCUUAAGCUUAACCUUUGGUUUGUUGAUGCUGUAAGCUAUGCAGGCCAAGCUUGCCUUAUUUUGCUUCCAAAGACAAGGGAGCAUGGCAACAACAAUGAGGGGAAGAAGAGAGUACCAUGCACAGAUUCAUCUCAAGCUGCCAACUCUGAGUGGAAAGAAAGAGACCUCGGGUUAUAUUAGUUGUAUCUACUACAAGAUCGGAAUGAUACACGGCUGACCUAGGAAAAAAGGAGAAAAAGAUUGCAAGCUGCCUACCAAGCCUACAACUACAAGAGAGGAUCAGAGGAGGAACAAGAUGUCCCAAAUUAAAGGGCGCUAACUAAUUCUGCCUGGGGUUGAACUUGCUCCCCGGCGCCGACCUCGUGCUGGCGUUGAACUCCACGUUCGGCUUCGUUGCCGCCGCAGUCGCAGCUGGUUCAUGGGCGCCGCCCUUGACAUGGAAGGAGUUGGUGGCUGUGGCCGCUGUCGGUUGCCGCAGCAGCAACCUCCUGGCAGCCGCCCAACCUUGGCCGUCCGGACGCAGAGUCGUCGCCGGCGAUGCUGCCGCAGUCGCACUGCUGAUGAGGAGGAAGAGGAGAUGGAGCAAGAUCACGGCGCUCAUGGCAGCCUUCAUCGAUCUGCAGCUUCACUUCACUUGUGAGCAGGGGCAGGAGUGGUAGAUCUCGAGGGUGAUUGAUGAUGAUCGUGGAUGUAAUGUAAGAGUGGUGUUGGUGUCUGCUUGGACCUGCACAGUGUGCUAUAUAGUAACCGCGGCCUGUACAUAUAUUGCGGCCGGGCAGGUAACAUGGUUGCGAGUGGAAGAAGCACGCUCCUUCCACGUCCACUAUCACUAUCAGUAGCUGGUCAGGAACAUGCAGAGAACAUGGAUGCUACUAUAUCAGGUUAGGUUAUCUGGUCAAAUGCUUAGUGUGGGCAGUACAGACGGAUUUCGUGAAUGCCGACCAUGUGAAUUGUGUUCAUCUUACUUUGACUAAUAUUUGUACAUACCGGCCGGCGCCGUAUAAACUGGAGGAGUUUCCCUCUAUCAGUUCAGUUAA